ACACAUUUGGGCAGCGAAUUGGAACUUGCCGCGUGGACAACGACGACAACGACGACAACGACGAUGGCAGCGACGUCCGUGUACGAGCGCGUGACGCAGCUGCUGCAGGACAAGGAGGCCCAAGCGGCGCUCUCGAUCAAGGAAGGCAACCAUCUCACGGAGCAGCUGGCGACCGCGAUCCAGCGCUUGACCGAGAAGAUCCGCGAGGACCCGGACGGGCGAGACAAGUGGACGCAGCACAAGGCGCGCGGCGAGGCCUUGGCCAAGCAGUGGGCCGCCUGCAUGCGCAAGCUGCGACUGGUGAAAGAGCAUGAAGGACUCGUGGCUAAGGCGCCGGGCGCAACCAAGCCCCAGGAGAAGGCGCCGCACGUGGCCGUGAACCAGUCGCUCAAGCGCACGCAGCAGAUUCUGCGCCAAGAAAUGGACCGCGCCGGGCAUGUCCAAGCGCGCCUUGUCGAGGGCAAGUCGCAUCUCAAGCAGUCGAACGACUCGUACACGGAGCUCGACGCCGAGCUCUCGCGCACACGAAAGCUCCUCACAGAGCUCCAGCUGCAAGCCAACAAAGACCGCAUCUGGAUCGGUGCUGGCGUCGCGCUACUCAGCAUCUCUGUCACGAUCAUUGUGGUCGAGCGUCUCCCAGUGCUAGGCUUCUUCCUCUCCUAUAUCUAUUAACCCUUUGGUCCACUCCUCGUCCGUGCA
This is a messenger RNA of Saprolegnia diclina VS20, 699 nucleotides long. RefSeq lists its product as hypothetical. Gene Ontology annotation, cellular component: SNARE complex; endoplasmic reticulum. The coding region runs from base 64 to 672 and encodes 202 amino acids. Lineage: Eukaryota; Oomycota; Saprolegniomycetes; Saprolegniales; Saprolegniaceae. Gene Ontology annotation, biological process: retrograde vesicle-mediated transport, Golgi to endoplasmic reticulum. Gene Ontology annotation, molecular function: SNAP receptor activity. The record is from RefSeq and is a predicted model, not a curated record. The transcript has a single exon.